CAAAUGUGCGCUUUAAACCACGCAAGCUGGUGUAGCCGGACCACAAAAAAACGAACCUUUCGAUCGUAUCGUACGUCAGCUUAUUUACAAAAUGGACCUUUUAGAGCGUACGCGCUCCGUGUUUUGGAGUGAAUGGUUUUGGUUUCCACCGAAUGCUUCGUGGAGUUUGUUAGAAAAUAAGCCAGGAAGUGAUAUUUACUAUCCACAGACUAGUGAUCUUUUUGUUUCGUUUGGAGUUGCAAUCGGACUUUAUUUGUUCCGGUUAUUUUAUGAAAAAUUUGUUAUAACACCUUUUGGUAUAUACUGUGGAAUUAAAUUGGAUCGACCUCGUAGGGCCCCCCAAAAUGAUGUCCUUGAGAAGGAAUACAAACACAAGAGAAAUCCAGACAGCUCACAGAUACAGAUAUUUGCCAAACGGACAGACAUGUCACAGCGACAGGUGGAGAGGUGGUUCCGUCUACGUAGAAAUCAAGAUAAAGCUAGUAGCAUGAAAAAAUUCACUGAAACUGGGUGGAGAUUUACAUACUAUUUUGGAAUAUUUAUAUAUGGAGUCAUAGUGUUGUCAGAUAAAGAAUGGUUAUGGGACUCAAACAAGUGUUGGUAUGGAUUUCCCACACAACAUUUGCAGACCUCUGUAUACUGGUACUACAUGAUAGAGUUAGGAUUUUACCUGUCAUUAAUGUUCUCCCAGUUCUUAGAUGUCAAACGCAAAGACUUUGUAGAGAUGUUUAUACACCACAUAGCGACAGUGUCGUUAAUGAGCUUCUCCUAUAUAGGCAACUUUAUCCGUACGGGAACACUGGUCCUGCUUAUACAUGAUUGCGCAGACUUCUGGGUCGAGGGAGCCAAGCUAGCCAAGUAUGCCAAGGCAGACCGCCUCUGUGAUGUACUGUUUGCCGUGUUUGCCAUCGUUUGGUUUGUGACUCGUCUCGUCUGUUACCCAAUUAAGAUAUUAAACACGUCAUGGUUCCAGAGUCGAGCCAUUCUGGGCUUCUUUCCAUCCCUUGUGUUCUUCAACCUGUGGCUGUGCCUGCUACUUGUGCUGCACGUGUACUGGUUCUCGCUCAUAGUGCGAGUAGCCUACGCAGUGCUCACUAAGCACUCUGAGGUUAGUACGCGAGAUGUUGACGAUGUACGUAGCGAGCAAGAGGAACCAGUGACAGACGAACAGGAGAACAAUCACCAUGGUAACAACCAUCAAUAUGGCAACAAUGUCCAGAGCAAGAAACAGGCGUCGGAGAACAACCACCUGAGCAACCAUGUGGACAACCAUAAGGGCAAUCACUGCAAUCACGCAGAGAACAAUGUUGGCAACCACCACAAUAAUGUUGAAAACAACGUCGGAAACCACAACCACACAAAAGCAGGUUGAGAGGAAAUGGGGUACUGGGAAUCAGUACAAUAUUGAUGGGUUGGAGAGUUGAGCACGAAAUUGUUGCAUUUUUUUAUGUAGGAAAUGUGUAUUUGAUGCAACAGUUUUGAACUGAAGUGCUUGACAUAUAGUUGCUGCUGUGCUUUUUAUUCAAGCACAUUUUAGAUUUUAUUCUGUAAUUUGGUUUGAUUUUUUUCUAGCAUGUUAGAUUUUAAGGUGAUUAGAAGAGUUUUUAAAUUUUGUUAAAAACAAGUUUUUUUUAAAUGCAAACAAAAAGCUUAGUGAAAUGUUUGAAAUGAAUUGAAAAUAGUUCAAAUAUCCUUUAUAAAUGUUCAAAGUUUCUUUUGAGCAAAGUUAUAUGAUCAUUUGUUUUCAAAUUGUCAGAGUGAGGUGGACUAAAAGAGAUCCAUUUUUAAAUGGGUUGGUAAUACUAUGCUUAGAAAUGAUUGUAGCAAUUCUCAUGUCUUAAUUUAUUUAUUUGGUCCAUGCUUUAUUUUUGGUGAAAUGAAACAAGCUUUUGCUCUAAUUAUAUUAAUAAGUAAUAAAUUAAAAAUAAGUUUGUCAAAAAUUUAAAUAAUAUUUACAGACAUGAGACAAUUUACAUUUAAUCUGUUGUAGAUGGCCCACCGAUUGGAGGUGUUUCUAGAAUCAAAUCUUUAUGAAAUUAUUGUCAAAAUGAUUUGUUAAGUGUGUGAUUUGAAACAUGUAUUACCCGUAGCUAUUCUUAACGUUCUUAAUUGUCUGAUAAAAUGUGUUGAAUGAAAAUAUACAUAAUUUAAUUUUAUGUGAUUUGAUUGUUUGUAAACAUGUUUCCAUAUAUAUUUCAUUUGUUGUUGUUAACCCAUUUAAGCCUAGUAGACUCUACCAUCCUUCUAAAUUGGAUCAAUUUAUUUCAAAAAUUAGGCAUGUCUAGUAUAUUUAUUUCUAUAUUUAGAAUAUCUCUUACAGAAAUUCCUUUAAGCAAAAAGCGCAGACCCUGAUAAGAUGGGUCUAUGCUGUUUGCAAAGGCCUUUUUUCUAGACCCUAGGCAUAAAUGGGUUAAUACUUUGCCAAAUCAAAUAUCCAAUGUUUAGUUUCUGGAACAAUUUGCCUCAUUAUUCUUAUGUGGCUAUCAUUUCCUAUAUUACUAUGGUGCAUAUCAAUUUCCUAUGAAAACAGUCAAAUUAGUAACAUUAUGUAUACUUUUCAAGCAAGUAAUUAUUUAUUUUUCAUUAAUUCAUUUUCCAUGUAAUCGUCAAAUCACUUAGAUAACAUAAGUGAUAACCUUAAGCUCAUCAACUGAUGUGUGUUCAUUUAUGAUUUGUGAGGCAGUUGAUACUGUAACAUUCAAGUAAAUGUUUAUUCAAACAACUGAGAAAUAUGCCCUAAUGCCCCAUGAGUAUACAGUUUGUAACGGAGGGAUGGGUGUAGAGGGAGCCACUAUCUGGACUAGGACAAUAUUCUCCAAACAUUCCCGAUGGAGAUUCUUAAAAUAUUGUUUUACUAGGUACACACCGACAUCUAUUCAGUUCAGGUAAUUGAAUAGGAACUUCAACUGGAUAUGGACUUUCGGGUGUUUUAACAAUUUAAUUUAGUGCGUUUAUGAGAACAGAUUUUUUUUCAGAUUUGGGGCCUGUAUUUCCCCCUAUUCCCACUGGAAAAAAGUAUAUAUUUCUCCCAAAUGGAACCUUAAAAUUCUCUAUUGAAGGUUUCCAAAAACAUUUUUUUUUCGAUCUCAACAUUUAGUUCACCUCCCAUCCAGCUCUAUAAGUUAAACCUUUGUAAAUAGAAUAUUGAUAACACUUAUAUUCUCAAUUUUGAACAAUUUGUCAGAAAAAGAACAAAUUUCCCAAUUUUUGUAAAAAUGCCUCGAAUUGUGCCAAUUCUAAGGGACCCUGCUCCUUUCCCAAAAUGGUGGGAAAAAAACACUGCAGUAGGCUUGCUUAUGACAGCAAGUGCCAAUAUCAAGUGCAGCUCAGAAUGUUUAAGAUAACCAAAGACUGGACUUAUGAAUGAAGGCUUAUGAACAGGAAUAACUGACAAUGUUUGGCUUUAGUUGUGUUUGCUUGUAUUAAAAUGUUUGAAGAAUAUUGAGCUAUGAAUUCAUGUUUUUGUUGUACCAUAUUACUAUUUUGUCUUUUAAAUUGGAAUGUAUAGUGUAAGUAUUUAUCCUAGUAUCUUUUGUCUUGUAUACUUUACGGUCUAUGCUAGACAGCUAUUUUAAAGUUAAUAAACAAGUUCAUAAAUACUCCAUAAAUAAUUUUAUUAAGUUGCUCAGACUUUAUAAAGUAUGAGAGUUCAAGGUGGAAUCCUUGUUAUGCCCCUUUGAAGAAGGCGGCAUAUAGCAGUCGAACUGUACAUACUCAAGGUGCUCAUGGUAAGCUUUUGGGAUUGCCUUUUGUGUGUCGUCAACAUUUGUUAACACACUAGAGGCCUCAUGUGUUGUUAAAUAUUCAUGAUACAUGGUCAGAAGAUUGUCACAAUCAUAUCUUGGAUUGAAAAACAUGGCUGCCAGGAGGCAUGGCAGUAUAGUAAAAUCUUGUAAACGCUCGAGAAGUCACAUUUAUGGUCCAAUCUUUAUGAAACUCGGUUAGAACUUGUGUUCUUAUUAUAGCUUUGCUGAAUUUGAAAAUGGUCAUGGCUCCUAGGACAAUUUAGGUUGUGAUUUUGUUGUUCAUACUUUACAAAUAAGUCAGCCACAAAUGACAAGCAUUAAGAGUCCGAUUGUUGGAUCACUGGUCUGAUUACCUUAAAGGUCAAAGUCACUUUUAGAGGUCAAAUGUCAAAUUUUGCCGUAUACAACUUGUUUUUGGCAAAAGAAGAGUUUCAGCAUUAAAGAAGAGUGUGGUGGCAUCGAUGUAUAAUCCACAAAUGUUGUUUUCAGAUAUUUGAAUUUGCUUUUUUAUUAGAGCUUCAACUAUGGUAUUUAUUGGGCUCUAAAUACGUGGAUUCUCAAGACAUAAUAUCAUAUUUUAAACUUACUGAUUAUUAUGUGCUGUAAAUAGUUGGGGUGCAAUACAAUGGCAUUCUAAACCAACAGAAAAUGCAUAAAUUCAAACUUAUUUAGGUUUUGAUUGGCCUUUUGUGUACAAACUAUAAUAUGUAUUAUCUUAUUUUUUUGUAUUAAAAUACUGUUGAAAGACACACACAUGCACAUUACAUAUCUUAAGAACUAUGAUGAACAAUGUGAACUGUGUAUAUUUUUUUGUUAAAUUACCUUUUUGGAUGAAACAAUCAGUGCAUGAUGUUCAUCUAGUUGCUAAAUGACUUUGGUGAUACUUUAUGCAACCCUUCAAAGAAGGCGGCACAUAACAUUUGCAUUGUUUGUCUGAACAUCUGCCUUAGUGUUUGAAUCAGAAAAUUUCUGUCUCACCCAUAACUUUAACAUCUGAGUCGCAUUCUGAGAAAACUGGGCAUAAUGCAUGUGCAUAAAGUGUCGUCCCAGAUUAGCCUGUGCAGUCUGCACAGGCUAAUCAGGGACAACACUUUCUACUUUUAUGACAGUUUUCGUUUAAAUGAAGACUCUUCUUGACAAAAAAGCAAUUUAGGCGGAAAGUGUUGUUCCUGAUUAGCCAGUGCGGACUGCACAGGCUAAUCUGGGACGACACUUUACGCACAUGCAUUAUGCCCAGUUUUCUCAGAACGCGACUCAUAUAUUGAUGGAUUUUGAAAUAAUAUUGCACAAAUGUUAACAAUUACAAAACUAUUUCUAUCAUAAUAGUUGUCCAUGUAAUACCCUUCUUCUUACCUAUAAGUUUGAGGUCACAGGUUUUGGUCAGAGGUCUAAUUAAGCCAUAAAACAGAAUGUCUGGACUGUACCUUUGUCAUUCAUCAUGCAACUGUAAAAUAACUUACAACAAUGGCCACAUCAGGAAGCAGCAUGUGGCUUGUAUUACCUCAGAGGCUAAGGUCACAUCUAGAGGUCAAAUUCUGCCAUGAAACAUCUGGUUUUGAGCGUGAGUGAAAUUAUGAGACAAAAGUGGAAAGAUGGGGCAUCGGUGUCAUAUGGACUCUUGACUUGUUUUUAUGUGUUGUCUUGCAAACACUGCAUGUUGUUUAUAUAUUGUAGGAGGUUUUUUAUGUCAUUGUAUAUUUUGUGAUGUUACAAUUUGCUUUGUAAUAUACAAUGUUCAAUUGUAUUCAAGAUUUUGAUGAAUAUUUUAUCAAGAAAAUAUGCAGAUAUUGUUUUAUUUGUUUCUUGCAAUAGUGCACUAGUUGUUUUUAGUUUCGGGAAAUGUUGCCCAAGUCAUUUUUGCUCUUUUUCUUUAAUUCACUGCUUGUCUUUGUGCUAUAAAUAGUUAAGUUUGUAUUGUGUAUGCUGUUGCAGUGGUUUACCACAUUCAUACCACAUAAUGCAGAAAAGCUGUGUCUUUCUUCUCAAUCCUACUUAAUAGCAUUAACAAACUUUUUCUUUCAAAAUCAAAAAGUUAAAAGAUAUGGUUUGAUGUUCAUUAUUUACCAGUUUAAUGUUUAAUAUUUACCAGUUUUACAAUGGAAGUUACAUAUUUACCAGUUUCAAUGUUUAUUUUGAAUUGAAAAUUGUUGAUCCAGCAAGUAUUGGUAUUUUUUAGAAAUCCAGUAGGGUUUUCAAUUAUUUUGUGUAUAUUUAUAUUCAUGUUAUUAGAAAUCAAAAGCUAAACAUGUAUUUAUUUGAAAUUUCAUUGGCAUUUUAUGUUACUUAAAGUGUCAAUGGUUGGAAAAAUCACAACAUCUCACUACUCAUAUCAUUAGUAUGUUUUGCUGAAUUUGGGUUCUUGUUCUGUGUACCUCUGUAAAUUGAAAAUAAAGAAACAUAAUCUUAAUUGAUUUUUUUAGAUUUUACUACCAGGUUUUAAAAUAUUCUUUUCACAACAACUAAACAGCUAUUAAACUUUUAAGCCACAAAAAAAAGAGAUGACAUGCACAAUUUUUUUGUUAAAAUAUCUGCAAUGUCACUAUAUAUUUGGUCCGAAUUGUAAAUUAUCGCUCUAAUUUGACAAUCUUCAUUGCUCAGAUGCUGAUGCAUUGUAUCAUAUCAUGCGGGUUUCAUCCUUUAAAUUUUUCCAAAUGCUUUGAACUCAUUUAUUAUCAUUCAAGGAAUAGAGACGGCCCUUACUCAGGGAAGGUGACGUGGUAUGUUGUGACAAAAGUCUGUAUAUUUUUAAGUGCUGCUGUGCUUGUUAGUAUGGUCUGCUUAUAUUCAGCUUCAUAUCCAGUAUUGAUAAUCAAUACAUUUGUGGCAAAUGCUUUUGUCUGAGCAAACUUUUUUUUAAUUAAUGUAUUUGGGUUAUUUCUUCAACAAGAGGACCAAAGGCCCAGGUACACUCACCUACGACCAAAAGAAAUUUAAUAAAUCUUAUCUUUGUUUGUGAUUUUUGUGUUUGCUUCUGAAAUGUAGACUGUUUUUAACUAUUUAAUAAAAGUUCACAUUGAUGUACUGACGAGGUUUUUGACCCCACUUGACCAAGUAUAGAACUCAGCUGAGAUAUCAUGUUAAAAGAAGUCAUGGUAAAUUGCUAAGACCAAUUUAAACAAAAUGGCCAGAAAUGAGGUUUUCAGAGCGUUAGGAAUGUAAAAUGUUCAUGCUGGAUAUGUCACUGCAAACAAAAUUCUUUAAAGCUUUCUAUGAUGGUUUAAAACUAUUUAUAAGCUUAUUUAUUUAGUUAUAACAGGACUUAAUAUAUACCAGACAAAAUAAAGACAUGCAGAUGGAUUUUUUUUUCUUUUGUCAUUGUUGCAACCAGUUAAGAGAAUAAAACCUUGAAUACAAAAUAUAUCAUGAAAAAAAAUAUUCAAUUGAGACAAAUUAUAAAUAUGAUAUUAAUUUAUGGGGACAACUCUUCUGAAAUGACCCAGUUAUAGCCAGUAAGUUGUCCUUCCUGCAAGAGGCUGUCUAUGCAAAGUUCAAUAGGCCACCUGCACAUUAUUAAUUUCAUGUAGGUCAAAUGGAGAGAUUACAUACAGAUCUUGACUGAACUUGCAUAUAUGAUGAAAGGCCAAACAAUUUUUUUUCAGUACUGGGUUAGCAGGGUGCAGGAUCACGUGACUUUGCUGGGUUCCCAAUUAAACUUUAUUGGAUAUAAACACACCGAUAAGUGCUGCUUUUUCCCAAAUAACUUUUAAAAACAUUUUUUCUUAAGAAUUUUUACUACUGCAUAAAAGACAGGGGCCCGUCUUAUCAAACAUCGUACGACAUUCUCACCUUACGAUGCAAUUUUCGAAGUGCCAUAUAAACGUAACCGUCGCAUUUAUAAUUACUUUUGUUUAACAUUUCCAUUCAUUUCCAAAGAAGCUGUCAAAUAUCCAUUAUAUUUGAAACAUACUAAUUAUAAUCACUUAUAUUUUUAAAUUACAAAAUGCAAUCGUAAGUUGACAAUGUCGUACGAUCUUUGAUAAGACGGACCCCAGAUUUUUAUGCUGCUUAUGGCAAUAUGAAAUGCAUCAGAAUUACUUUAUUUAAUAAGCCUGUGUUUUUGUCCAAAAAUUCCAUGUAUGCUGCAGGAUUAUGCUUCAUGUAAUGUGAAAUUUUGUCACCGAUUUCAGGUGUAUUCAAGGAUUUAUUCUUAUACCUUAAGAUAUCCGCAUAAACUGCAAGAAAACUUUUAUUCAUUAAAGAUUUUUGGUAAUGUAUUUCAAUAACUUGAGAUAUUUGCAAAAAUAAAGUUCUAAAACCUUUCCCACUCAGAAGCGAAAUAAAAUGGCUAUGUGCAAACAACAAAAAAAACAGAAAAGCCUGCGAGUAACUCGCAGUCUGUUAUGGUUUUAUGCUGUUUGCUGCUCAUCAGUAUCUAAGGAUUGGAAAUGAAGCCUUAAAACUUGCAUCUAGUAAGGAAGGUCUUUGAUAAAAUUUAACUUUCCAAGGAACUACAAAUGCGCCAAAAUACAUAUCUAAGUGGUUAACAAUGUGUUUACAUUCUGUCCAGCCUUUGUGUAAAUCCCUGAAAACCCCUUUGAUUCUGCACCCUGGUUAUCACCUUGGGAUUUAUUGAAAUAACUUGUAAAUUUAUUUUCUCUUGACAUAAUAUUUAUAUAACAUGAAAGGUAUUUUUUUUUAAUGCAACAGUUCUUCAUGGCUUACUACAUUUAUCACUACAUGAUCUUCUACAGUAAUGAGAAUAUUUAAUUUGAUUUUCAUUUGAAUUUUGUGUUGUUAAUCAUAUGUCUGAACCCAUCACCAGUAUCAUAAUCACCAUCAUCAAAAACAACUUCAACAUCACACAUCAUAGCUAAUUUCAGAAAGAAGCAACAUCGAAUUGGGAUAAAAGGUUGCAGUUCAGCCAGAUUAACAAGCGCAAUAACCCCAGUGUUCUUGUUUUCAACCCCACCCAACUCAGUUUCCAACACAUUAGAGAUGUCAAAUACAAAUGCUUUUACCAAGUUUCAUGAAUAUUAGGCAAUAACUGAUGCCUCUUGAGAGUUACCCAGGAAAACGUUUAUGACGUACGGAUGACGUACGGACAAAAGAAAAUUUAAAAACCUCGCCAUGAUCAAAUUUAGCUUAUUAUGUAGAGCGGGGCUCAAAUAUUUUUACGGAAAACUUUCAACACUAUAGGUUAACAUUUGUCAUGAAAUUUUAAACAUUUUGCCAAUUUGUUUAUGCCUCUAAAUGGCAUUUAGUUAACUUAUCCUACUGUCCGUCCAUUUGUCUGUUUUCCACGAAGGUUUUGUUUCAAGUCCUCUUUAUUAACUGAGUGGAAUUCUCUCAAACUGUCACAGAUGUAUGUAUUGGAUAAACAAUAUCAAAAUAUCUCCACAGUUUGAAAUAUGGUUUUGAGUUGUGUUUAAACAUCUCACCUAGUAUGUUGUUUGUAUACUGACAUGUAGGUGCAUCUAUCCAUGUUGAGUGUAGAUCUAUAGAUGUUUGUCAAACACAGUUCAGUCACACUUUAAAUUCCUAUCUUUGGUAAUGCCUAAACACUGGUUUUCCAAUCUCACUCAAAUGUGCUUUUAGACUCGUAAUAAAUUUUGAUUUAUCAGCAUUAGUUUAAAAGUGUGUGUUCUGAUGCUUGCUUAGGGAACAAAUAGGGUUAUUGCUCUUUGCCUCAUACCUACAUGUAUGCAUCAGGACUCUAAAUCUAUGUCAAUUGACUGAUUGGCAACAUAAAGAGAAAACUAUUAUCCCCACUAGAUUCUUUCCAGAAGAGUAAUUUUCUCCUUUUUGCCAAAUUGUGCAAUAUCAGCUUAUUUUGCUUGCCAACGCGUCUUGAAUAAAUCGUCUUAUUAUUUAAGAUUGAUAUCUUCUGGAUUUGGGAUAGAUUUUGGCAUUUUUUGACUAAACAUUAAUUGGAUAUCUUUCUUACUCCACAUACAUGUUGUAAUUAUUUAUUAUUGUGUCCUUGUUAGCUCCGCUGUUUUCGGAGAAAACCCAUGGUAUUGUCAUAUCCAGCUCGUCGUGUCUUCCGUCAUCCGCGUCCUGCUAAAACCUCAAUAUUUUGAUAACCUUUUGAACAUUGGUUCUUAAAUGAAAGUGCUUCCCCUACAACAUUGAAACUUCAUAUGUAGCUGCACCUUGAUGAGUUCUACACGCCACACCCAUUUUUGGGUCACUAGGUCAAAGGUCAAUGUCACUCUGACCUCUAAAAAAAAUUAAUUCUGACAAGCUUUCAUUUAUUUAAAACUGCACCCGCAGCCGAGCGUUGGCAUCCGUUAUGCGGUGCUCUUGUUAUAUUUUACUAUAAAUUGAAGUAAUAUUUGCAAUAUCUUACCUUUUACAAAAUUUAUUGUUAUUAUUAUAAACAUAUAUUCAAAAUCAGUUAGAGAAAAUGCAUGCAAAAAAUGAACAGCAUGCCUUAUAGAACACAAAAUGAUGCCAAUUUGUUCACUCGAUUCCACUCAAUGUUCUGUUGGAAGAUGUUCUAUCAUAAUGCCUUAGGAAGAAAUAAACAGUUGAUUUUAUCCCCACCAAUGAAAUUCAGUGUAAAAGACUAGCUCUGGGGAAACAGGGUUUAAUGAAUGAGUGUAAAGUGCUGCUCCAGAACAGCCUGAACAGUCCACACAGGCAUAUCAGGGAUGACACUCCUUAACUUUAACUGGAUUGUUGCCAAGAAGAAAUGUCUUUGAAAUGAAAAUAACCCUAACCCUAAAAGCAGAAAGUGGCAUCCCAGAGUAGUAUGUGUAGACUGCACAGGCUAAUCUGGGAUAGCACUUUGCGCACAUGCACUUAACCCCAUUUUCCCAGAGCCAGGCUUGUGUGUUAUUUUUGCUUCACUCACAUGAAAUUAUGCCAUACUUAAGAAUGCUUCUUGUAGACAUUUGUGUGAAUACAUUUUGAACAUAGAUAAGCUUCUAUCAUACAAUUGUUUUAUUUACUUUAUUACAGCGAUUAUUUAUUAUGUGCCAGGAUAUGUGUAUACCUUUAUUAACUGCAAGCGCAUGUCAGCUCAUGUGUUACUUUGGGAUUAAGCUAACGCAGCGACAGUAUGUUCAUCUUAGAUGAUUUUUAAACUAUUAAAAGUGUAUUUUAGUAAAGAAAAAAUAACAGCUCAUUCAAACAUAAAGAUCUCGAUAAAUUAAAAUUGUGAUUUUAGUUCUUGCUAGUUUUGUUUAUCAAUUUGUAUUGAAGUUACAUACAUGUGUAUUUUGAAACAACAAUAAGUUUUAUAAACCUAAUUCAGAGUGUGCAAAUUCAAUAAAAGAUCCAUACAUCAGAAAGACCUUGUAACAUUUCCUGCAAUGCAUCACCCAUGGGUGGAAUUGAACAGUUGGGUUAAUUGAAUAGUUGGGUUAAUUGAAUAGUUGGGUUAGAGUAGAUUGUGGGAUGUCUUUACUGUCUUUACAGCCCGGGAAAAAAAGACUGGAGAAAUAAAAACCUGUGUUUCUUGUUUUUGUACUUUGGUUGUCUUUAUUUGUAAUAAAUUGAUUCAUCAAGCUCAUUUAUUGUUGAUUUAGUUUGCCAGAGUGUUUAUCAAUGCUAAAUAAGGCUAAACGCUAUCAAUCAGUAUUGACCUCUAGCAGAAGUGGGGGGAGAGGCAGGUCAUUAAUUAAGACUUUUGAUUUGAAGCGUUUCAUGACAAAGUGAAAUUUCAGACAAUAUUGUACACAAGUAGACUGUGUGGGGGUUGUAUGGUCACUAUGUCAGUUAAUAUACAUUUCUUCAAAAUGAGGAUUUCACAUAUAUGCUUGGCUUAAGCUGGGGAAGGGAGAUUUGUCCCCUAAAAAAUCAUAACUGUCCAUCCGUUUGUCACCCACUUCCCAUGGGGAAAAUAAGUCGAGGCCAAAUGUUGUGCUACGGUGUAAAAUGUACAUUACUACCUAGUCAAAUGUGGCUAAAUUAUAGAAAUUAUUAUAUUUUAAGUUGCUUUCAGAAUGUUGAAUGAGUAAAGUUCAGUGGAUUCAUUUUCUUUUGUUAAUUUUUUUGUAUGCAUGUAAUGAGUUUUUGUAUCCUAAAGACUUGCUUGCUAAACUUGUUCGUAUUUUUAUCCUUGUGUUAUAUUCAUAUCUUUUUUAUUAGUCAUACAUGUUCAUGUUAUAAAUCUUCAUUCUUUGUAUUCCAAAUAAAAAGAUGACUAGUAUU
This is a messenger RNA of Dreissena polymorpha, 11843 nucleotides long. Its product is annotated as ceramide synthase 6-like. Gene Ontology annotation, biological process: ceramide biosynthetic process. NCBI's taxonomy places the organism in Eukaryota, Metazoa, Mollusca, Bivalvia, Myida, Dreissenidae. Gene Ontology annotation, molecular function: DNA binding; sphingosine N-acyltransferase activity. The transcript has 10 exons. Gene Ontology annotation, cellular component: membrane. Bases 92 to 1372 code for a protein of 426 amino acids. The record is from RefSeq and is a predicted model, not a curated record.